Molecule: messenger RNA, 696 nt
Organism: Lodderomyces elongisporus
Lineage: Eukaryota; Fungi; Ascomycota; Pichiomycetes; Serinales; Debaryomycetaceae
Exons: 1
Coding region: 1-696 (231 amino acids)
Source: RefSeq, a predicted model, not a curated record
AUGACUACCGAUGCAAAAUUUUUAAGAUUAUAUAGUUUACCCCAUGGUGACCACACGCUUCCAUACAUCUGGUCUGUCACUAUACCACUGAUGUUUCUUGUGUAUGAUUUUUCAAACAAUGAUUGGUUGGAUUUGAUUGAGCCACUAUCAGUAUUCAAAUAUACGGUACAAAACAAUGUCGAGACUGCGAUUAUAACAAGGAUUGAACUAAAUGAAUUCCUUAAAGAGACAAGAAGGUACAAUAAACCAAAAGGGUCCUUCUCUAUCAAUUAUACAAGGUUCCAGUUUAAAAGCUUAAAAUUUACAAUGAUUCAGUUGCUGAAAAUAAAAUUUGGAAAGGCAGAGGCAGCAGUGUUGGAAAGUUUCUUGAAAACAGAAGAUCAAGUAUUGAUAUUGGGGGCCAUAAAAAGUGAUGAUUGGUCUGUUACCAAAAUAAAAAACAUAAUUGAAAAAUGGAGGAAAAAAUAUAAAAUAAUUGAAGCAAUCUCGGGUGUAGAUUACAAAGUUGGUACACCAAUGUGUUUAAUCAGUUCAAAACUUGAAAAGUACUCAAAGAUUUCCUCAAUAUCUGAUAUGACAACAUCAAAUUUUCCUCAUAUAUCUCAAAAUGGUGUAAUUGUUGAGAUUUAUCCAGAUUUAUUUGAACCUCCAGCUUACCUUCGAUCCCAUAGUCGCUUGGGCACAGAUACUACAUAA